Messenger RNA from Nicrophorus vespilloides, 954 nucleotides. RefSeq lists its product as uncharacterized. Bases 359 to 832 code for a protein of 157 amino acids. NCBI's taxonomy places the organism in Eukaryota, Metazoa, Arthropoda, Insecta, Coleoptera, Silphidae. The transcript has 2 exons. The record is from RefSeq and is a predicted model, not a curated record.
ACGCAUCCGAAUGUCACGUGUAUUAUUUAUAAACGGGGCCCAAUGUGAACCGGGCUUGACACAAUUUCCGUCCUUGUUCCGCGCGCCAACGCAGACGUGCGUCGCGCCUACUCGGAUCCAAUGUUUUGAUCCGAAUUGGAUUGUGCAUGUGUGUGUAUGUACAUCAAUCAAAGAUUAAUACACACACUAUGUUGCCUUGAAAACUAUCCGCUGCACAUACAUACAUACACACACAACACAACAGAGGCAGACACACGCGUCUUGUAAACAAAGUUUUGUUUUUCCUGUGUGCCGUCCGCCGGCCGAAAACCAAACCGAUCAAUCGCGUGGAAAUUCCCACCACGGAAAAGGCGAGAGCAUGAGCUGCGACGACUUGGAGGUUGAGAUGGCCGUGACUCCGAAGCUGAACGAAUUGGACAGUGCCCUGCAGGAGCUGGGGAUGCUCUCGAGUUGCAGCAACUCGAGGCAGGAGUAUCUGAGGGAGAUACAGAACAGACCCAUCCUGAGCAUAAACACGAGAUACGUGAGCAACGUGUCCAUAGGGUUCCGGGUGCGACCGGUGACACCGCGCAUCCGUUUCAAACCCUACAACUUCACCAAGAGGGAGGAGAGACACCGGACGCGCUCAGAGAACAACGACAACUCCUCCGAGUCUGUCAGUAUUGUGAAGACUGUGCUGGACGACACCAUGAACAUCACGUUCGAGGAGAUCUCCCAGCUGAAGAAGGCCAAAUCCCUGGAGAGCAUUGUCCUCGAAUCUGGUGGAGAGUUCAAGACGCCAGAGGUUGAGAUUGUCUCCGACUGCAUAGAGAAGCUCAAAGUGAACGAAUGAAUGAAUAACCUUCAUCAUCGACAACCUCUAUUCUCCACCCAACAACAAAUUCUAAUCAAAACACUUGUAGGAUCUCGCAAAGCAUAUAUAUAUAUAUAACUUAUGCUAUUUACAUACAUACA